AUGUCGUCGUUCUCCAUCGAUCUCUCUGGCGGCCUGGUCAUUGUCACCGGCGGCAACCGUGGCAUUGGUUUGGCCAUGACCAGGGCGGUCGCCACGGCCGGCGCAGAUGUAGCCGUGCUCUAUCGCUCCCACCCAAAGGCGCAAGAGUCGGCGGAUGCUGUUGCCAAAGAGUUCGGCGUCAAGGUCAAGGCCUUUCAGUGUGAUGUCGGCGAUCUGCCGUCGGUCGAAAAGGCGGUCCAAGACGUGGCGGCCUGGGGCGGGAAAAUCACCGGUCUCAUGGCCAAUGCAGGCGUUUCUGUUGUCAAGCCUGCCUUUGACUUGACGCCCGAAGACUUCCACAAAGUCUACGAUACCAAUGUGCUUGGCGUCUUUAACAUCGCCAAGACGGUUGCCAAGUACUGGGUUGACAGCGGCUUCAAGGGCGGCGCCAUUGUGGUGACGAGCAGCAUGAGCUCAGGCCUGUACAACCAAAAGGGCCUCAGUGAUCCCUUGACUCAGGCCUUUUACAACUCCUCCAAGGGCGCCGUGACCAGCUUGAGCAAAGCCCUGGCGGCCGAAUGGGCACCGUACGGAAUCCGCCUCAACAUCCUCGAGCCGGGCUACUGCAACACGGAGCAGACGAGCAAGAUGGCUUCGGAGAUUCGAGAUUUCCAGGCGCAUUCGGUGCCCCUGCAGCGCUUCUCGGAGCCCCAUGAGCAGGCCUUCCCGGCCGUCAUGCUGCUCAGCAGCCACGCGAGCUACCUUACGGGAUCUGUUCUCCGCCCAGACGGUGGCUUCACCAUUUGGUAG
Messenger RNA from Acaromyces ingoldii, 789 nucleotides. RefSeq names its product putative NADP-dependent mannitol dehydrogenase. The record is from RefSeq and is a predicted model, not a curated record. Gene Ontology annotation, molecular function: oxidoreductase activity, acting on NAD(P)H, oxygen as acceptor. Gene Ontology annotation, cellular component: intracellular anatomical structure. NCBI's taxonomy places the organism in Eukaryota, Fungi, Basidiomycota, Exobasidiomycetes, Exobasidiales, Cryptobasidiaceae. The coding region runs from base 1 to 789 and encodes 262 amino acids. The transcript is spliced from 3 exons.